This is a messenger RNA of Asparagus officinalis (garden asparagus), 8189 nucleotides long. RefSeq lists its product as uncharacterized. The coding region runs from base 93 to 8189 and encodes 2698 amino acids. Lineage: Eukaryota; Viridiplantae; Streptophyta; Magnoliopsida; Asparagales; Asparagaceae. Gene Ontology annotation, molecular function: helicase activity; ATP binding. The record is from RefSeq and is a predicted model, not a curated record. The transcript is spliced from 15 exons.
UGCUCGUCUUCAACAAUUAGAACUUCAGUUCAAGUUUAAAGCUUGCUUGAAUUUGGGUCAGAAAUAGGUUUUGUUUUUAAGCUUUGGAUGCAAUGGCUAACACAGUUGAGGGGGACAACUUGCCUGGGGAUCUCCUAGAUUUGGUAUUUUCCUGGUCACUUGACGACGUUCUCGAUGGCAAUCUGUACAAGGAAAAGGUGGAAAAAAUACCCACAAACUUCCAUUCAGUAUCGCAGUACUUCAGGUCAUUCAUGUUCCCUCUGCUUGAGGAAACAAGAAUGGGACUUUGUUCUAGCAUGGAGACAAUUACUACCUCUCUUAUCUCUGAAGUAAUUUGGAUCAAGUAUAAGGAUUAUAAUACUAUGACGCGGCGGGGUCUUUAUGAUGUUAAGGUUGGCUCUUGGAAGAACAGAUAUAAUGCUAGUAGGGAUGAGACUUACAGCCCGUCACCCGGAGACAUUCUCAUACUCUCGAACGUCAAGCCGGAGACUGUCACCGAUCUCAGUCGUUUCGGGAGUAGAUACGUUCUUGCUUCCGUAACGAGAGUAAAAGACGAGGAGGAUGUUGAUGAAGAUGACAACGAGCAACUUCCGGACUUUACGGUUUCGCCGUCGCGUGCAUUGGACGGCGACGGUGAGCUGGAGAAGUACCGCCAUGCAAUUUUCUUGGCUAACAUCACAACCAACAGCAGGGUUUGGUCUGCCCUCGGGUUGGGUCGAGGCUUGGGGUCGGAGACAAACAUCAUCCAGAGAGUUCUCGCUGGACAUUCAUUGAGGGCUGAUGAUUCCUGCGAUGAGUGCCCUGCGGGCGGGCUUGAUACUUCGGCAAGUAACUACCCUGACCUGAACGAUUCGCAGAGAGGUGCAAUAACUGACUUGAUUGCAACUGCUCAAUGCAAGCACAGAUCUUCAGUUAAGCUCAUAUGGGGUCCGCCUGGCACCGGUAAAACAAAAACUCUUAGCAGUUUGCUGUGCACCCUUUUGACGAUGAAACACAGAGUCCUCGUAUGCGCGCCAACAAAUGUUGCGAUUACAGAGGUGGCUUCCCGCGUUCUGAAAUUAGUUCAAAACAGUUGUUUAGCGGCCAGAAGGGCUGGAUUCUCGUGCUAUUCACUUGGAGACAUCGUUCUGUUUGGUGACAAGAACCGGCUAAAAGUUGAUGAUAAUCUACGUGAUAUAUUCAUUGACUAUCGCACAGAUAGACUAUUGCGGUGUUUGUCUGGAUGGAGACAUCAUGCUUCAUCUAUGAUACAAUUUCUCGAGUCCUGUGUUUAUAGGCAUCACAUAGAUGGAGGUGACGCUACUUUUCUUGACUUUGUCACCGAAAGGUUUAGUUGUUUGGCAUUCCCUCUUAAGACCUGCAUGGUCAGUUUGUGCACACACCUGACAACUUCCACGAUCUCAAGGGAAAACUUCGAUUAUAUAUCCACUCUUAUAAACCUGCUUGAUGCUUUUGAAAGCUUGAUACACCAAGCUAAUGUGAGUGAUGGAGAACAGCUGUGUGAACCUCAUCUUGCUACUACCCAAAGCCCUAAUGGAUCCAUUCUGUACAGCACUGGAUAUCAGCUUCUACAUACUUUGAGGUCCCUCUGUAAGAAUGUCCAAACUCCAACUUUUCAAAAGGAUAAAAGACAAGUGCACGUUGUCCAGUCGUUUUGCUUGAAUACAGCGUCUCUCAUCUUUUGCACUGCUUCAACUUCUUUUCGGCUAUAUUCUAAGAAAUUAAAGCUCGCUCCGCUAGAUUUGUUAGUUAUUGAUGAAGCAGGUCAGUUGAAAGAAUCGGAAUCUACAAUUCCAGUGCAAUUGCCUGGUAUCCAGCAUGCUAUUCUUAUCGGUGAUGAACGCCAGCUCCCUGCUACAAUUAAGAGCAAGGUCUCGGAGGGAGUUGGUUUCGGACGAAGUCUAUUUGAAAGAUUAAGUGCACUGGGACAUCCAAAACACCUUGUUCAGAUCCAAUACAGGAUGCAUCCUUCUAUUAGCUUAUUCCCUAAUGCCAAGUUCUAUGGUGGACAAAUUUUAGAUGGUGCCAAUGUCCAGCGCCCAUCAUAUGAAAAGUUUUAUCUUCCUGGAAAAAUGUAUGGUCCUUUUUCCGUCAUCAAUGUUGUUGAUGGAAGAGAAGAACAUGAUGAUGUUGGACACAGUCUAAAGAACAUGGUAGAGGUUGCUGUUAUAUUUCAAAUCAUACAGAGACUUUAUAAAGCUUGCUGUACCAUGACACAGAAGCUUACAGUUGGAGUAAUAUCUCCAUAUUCUGCUCAAGUUGCAGCAAUUCAAGAGAAACUCAGGAAUAUGCCAACAAAUGAUUAUUUUGUGGUUACUGUCAAAUCAGUUGAUGGAUUUCAAGGAGGGGAAAAAGAUCUCAUCAUAAUAUCAACUGUUCGGGCAAAUGAAAACGGUUGCAUAGGGUUUGUUUCCAAUCGCCAAAGAGCCAACGUUGCUUUAACAAGGGCAAGGCAUUGUCUGUGGAUUAUUGGUAAUGGAGCUACUUUAGCUAAAAGUGACUCUGUCUGGAAAUCAUUAGUCCACAAUGCAAAGCAGCGUGCAUGUUUUUUUGAUGCUGAUGAAGAUAAAGUCCUGGCAAAAACCAUUCUGCAGACCAAGAAAGAGUUGGACCAGAUGGAUGAUUUGCUCAGCAGAGAUUCGUUACUUUUCAGAAAUGCUUUAUGGAAGGUUCUCUUCAGUGGAGACUUCAUUAAGUCCUUUGUUGAUAUAAGAUCUGUCCAACUGAAAAAGGGUGUUAUUCAUCUCUUGCUGAAGCUUGCUAGCGGAUGGCGUCCAAAAAGAUCCAAUGCUUUCUUUACGAGUGAAAGUUCCUCACAGCAUAUAAUGCAAUUUAAGAUUGAAAAUUUCUGCAUUAUUUGCACUAUUGAUAUAAUGAAGUAUUCAAGGCAUACACAAGUGUUGAAGAUCUGGGAUAUCUUACCGCUGUCACGUAUUCCAAAUUUAGUUAAGCGCUUAGACUCCAUCUUCAAAACAUACUCUGAUGAAUACGUGAAUCUGUGCAGAACAAAAUCUGUCGACUACAGGAACAUGGAAGUUCCAACAACAUGGGAUGCUAAUACAAGCUUUCUCAAGCACAAAAUCCUACUUACUGAGGAACCAACUGAGAAGCUAUCAGAUUGCGGAACAAUUGAAUGUGUGAAUUUUGUUGAGAAUUCGAAGACUGCAUUUAUUCUUGGAAGAUCAGGAACUGGAAAGACCACUGUUUUGACAAUGAAGUUAAUAAAAAAGGAACAAAUGUGGUAUUUUUCAUCUGGAGGGCAUAGUGAUUUGCUUAUCGAAAAUUCUGGAAGUCCAUGGAAGCCAUCUGAAGGACUGGUGUCAGAUGAGAAUUUCUUGCGUCAACUAUUUGUAACUGUUAGUCCAAAGCUCUGUUCAGCUGUCAGUAACCACAUUGAGCGUUUGAAGAGCUUCUUAUGUGGCGGUGAAUAUUCAUCCAAGACUGGUAUUGAUAUGUAUGAUAUUGGUGAUAGCCUAAAUGCUUUCUCAGACAUCCCUGACUCAUUUAAGAAUAUCACACAGAAGCACUAUCCCCUUAUAAUAACCUUUCAGAAGUUUCUGGUAAUGCUUGAUGGAAGUUUGGGGAAUUCAUUUUUUGAUAAGUUUGAUGAUGGUGAGCUCUCGCUUAAAAGAACUGGAGUUUCAAGAUCUUUUGCUUUGCAAACACUUAUAAGAAAGAAGGAGGUCACGUAUCCCAGAUUUUUAUCAUCAUACUGGCCUCACUUUAAUACCCAGCUGACCAAGAAGCUUGAUUCUUCAGUUGUUUUCACGGAGAUAAUUUCUCAUUUAAAAGGUGACAUUACGUCUAAUGUGCCUUUUGAUAGCUGGCUCGACAGAGAGGCUUAUGUUGGUCUAUCUGAACGGCGUGCAUCUUCAUUAAACUGUGAUGCUAGGGAAAUUAUAUAUGAUAUUUUUCUAGCUUAUGAAAAGACGAAGCGUAGAAAUAGAGAGUUUGACAUGUCUGAUUUAGUAUGUGAUCUUCAUCGCAGAGCCAGAGUAUAUGGUAGAAAUGUGGGUGUCCAAAUGGAUUUUGUAUAUAUUGAUGAAGUUCAGGAUCUUACCAUGAGACAGAUCUCUCUUUUUAAAUAUGUGUGCAAAAAUUUUUCUGAAGGGUUUGUGUUUGCAGGCGAUACUGCUCAAACUAUUGCCCGGGGUGUUGAUUUCCGAUUUGAAGAUAUAAGGUCUUUGUUUUACAGUGUGUUCCUCCAAGAUCCUAGUUGUGAUCAUAUGAAAAGCUUUAAAGGAAAACGCAAGUCUAUUUCUGAUAUGUUUCAUUUGAACCAAAACUUCCGGACACAUGCUGGUGUGCUAAAAUUGGCUCAAAGUGUAAUUGACAUUCUUUGCUUCUAUUUUCCUCACUCACUUGAUCGCUUACAGCCAGAGACAAGUCUUAUAUUUGGAGAACCACCAAUUCUGCUGCGAUCUAGAUGUGAUGAAAAUGCAUUGAUGACUCUUUUUGGUCAUUCCACAGACAGCAGCUGUAGCCAUUUUAAUGGUUUUGGAGCAGAUCAAGUUAUACUUGUGCGUGACGAGUUAUCUAAGCAAAAAGUUCCUGAAGAUGUUCGGAAACAUGCACUUGUUUUGACAAUACUUGAAUGCAAAGGCUUGGAGUUCCAGGAUGUUCUGGUGUACAACUUCUUUGGAGACUCACCUUUACAAAACCAUUGGAGAGUGAUUUAUGAUUAUAUGAACUCACAUUGUCUACUGGAUCCCAGUACAAAUUCAUUCCAAAGAUUUGAAAUUGCGCAUCACAAUAUUCUUUGUUCUGAAUUGAAGCAAUUAUAUGUUGCCAUCACUCGCACUAGGCAAAGGUUAUGGAUAUGCGAGAAUCAUGAGGAUUACUCACAACCUAUGUUUGAUUACUGGAAUAAGCUGGGCCUUGUUAAAUUUAGAUGGCUGGAUAGCUCUUUUGCUCAGUCUAUGUUCGUUGCAAGCAGCAGUGAGGAUUGGAGAGACCGUGGUAUUAAGUUAUUUAAUGAGGGAAACUAUGAAAUGGCUACUAUCUGCUUUGAACAUGCUGGAGAUACCUUUAGGGAGAAGUGGUCUCGGGCUUCCAGUCUUCGUGCUUCUGCUGAGCAUAUUAUUAAUUCAGACGACAAGAAUGGACGUCAUUUACUCAUUGAAGCUGCUAAGAUUUAUGAAAGUAUUGGCAAAGUAGAAUUAGAAGCCAGUUGCUAUAUUGAGUUGAAGGAUUUUCAAAAAGCAGGCACCAUUUAUUUGGAGAAAUGCGGCGACUCUAGGCUUCAGGAUGCAGGGCAUUGCUUUUCCCAGGCUGGAUGUUGGUCACUUGCAGCCAAGGCAUAUGCUAAGGGGAACUAUUACUCUGAGUGCUUGUCCGUUUGCUCUCGGGGUAACCUAUUGGAUGUAGGAUUGCGUUAUAUUGAGCAUUGGAGAGGAUGCCGAACAUCUGAUAUUAUAGAAGCAGGUAGAGUACACUGGGAAGAGAGAGAAUUUGUAUUUUUGGAAAGGUGUGCUGCUCACUAUCACAAGCUUAAAGAUUCAAAACAUAUGAUGAAAUUUGUUAAAGCUUUCAACUCCAUAAGUAAAGCGCGCACAUUCCUAAAGGAGAGAGAAUGUCUUGAUGAAUUAUUUUCAAUGGAGGUAGAAUUAAAGAACUUUGUGGAAGCUGCAGAUAUCGCACAAUUGAAUGGUAAUCUUAUUCUUCAAGCUGAUAUGCUUGAAAAGGCUGGGAAAUUUGAACCAUCCGCGAGGGUAAUUCUUCUCUAUGUUGUCAUGAAUUCUCUCUGGACAACUGGAAGUAAUGGGUGGCCCCUAAAGGAAUUUAAGCAGAAGGGAGAUAUGUUAAAGAGAGCCAAAGUUUUGGCUGAGAAAAGUUCACACGGCUCUUUUGAAUCAAUUGUUCUGGAGAUCAGCAUACUAGAAGAUACAACAAAAGGCUUGGGAGAUCUUGCAAGAAUCCUGAAUGUUCCUCAAAGACUUAAGAACAUGAAGACACAAGUUUUUUCUUCUCGUAAAAUUCUUGAUCUCCAUAUGAAGUCUGAUCCUUCAAAGUUUCAUUUGGAAACUGAAAUUGAUGACAAUUCCGAGAGACAGGUAACUAAGAUGCUACAGAAUAUUGUCUCUUCGGAGACGAUGGUGUUUGUUUGGAAUAUCUGGAGGGAAAAUGUUUGUAGUCUUUUAGACUUUCUUCAGAAGUUUGAUGAUCUUCCUAAAGAAGGAAGUGGGAGACCCGAAGUUUUUUGUAUGAAUUACUUCGGCUUUCACAGAAAGUAUGAGAAGAAUUAUGUUGCCUGCAAUGCAGAUUCUCUAUGGUUGAGUCAGAGUGACCUCAGAUCCUUUAAGAGGUAUGGGAAACUGGCACUUGUUAAAAAUGACCUGUUUGUUCUUGCUUCAGAGAGUUACUGGGUUUCAGAAUUAGUUUCUGUUGGUAUGAGAGUAUUGAGGUGUCUUGAAGAACUCAACUGGUUCUCCAUAAGAAACGGUAUUCCUUCGGGGAGUCGAGGUGUAGUUCUGCUGCGUAUCUACCAGUUGUCAAAGUUUCUGAUCAAUUUUCGACCGACCCACACAAAAUCACAUUUCAAUAAAUUACAAAAUACCCUUGCUGAAACACUGAGAUCUUUUGUGGGCGUUGUUUUUCCUGUAGAUUGGAGACCUGAAAUAAAGAAGAAUGCCAUUUGUCUGCGAGAGAAGGACCUUGUGAAGGAAUUAUUGAUGGAUGCUCUCAUUGAUGCCAUCACUGGAAAACUGACAUAUGGCAAGAUUGGUAGGGCUGCAAUGAUUAUCAUGGCCACUGAGAAGCUAAGUAAGGGAGCUUAUGAAACUAUCAUGAACCGUUUGGAUGAUAUGGGCCCUUGGAAACCAUUCAUAGAACAUCUGAGCAAGAAGGAACCAGAAUGUAGGAAUAUGUCGCUUGUGUCGAGCCUCCAAGCUGCACUGGGGAGUACAUUUCUAAUCAACUGGAAGAAAGAAGUAGAUUAUAUAUCUCCUCCUUGUCUCCUAUAUCUAAUAGAACAGCUGCUAUUUAUGGUGUCAGCUCGUGGAUGCUAUUUCUAUACAACGAAAGGUUCCUUUGCUGAGGCAAUUGGUUGUUCGGAUACAUUUUGCUGUGUUAAUACUGAUUCCUAUGACCAAGUUUUCUUUAUGAAAUCGUUUAGUUGUUUCACAUACUUGAUACAACAGUUGCUAUUUGAUCAGCCAGGGAUGAUUCACUGGAUCAAGGCAUCCAAACUAAAUGCGAACAAUUACUAUCCAUCAAUGGUACUCAAAUUGGUUAUUAUGAUUGUUCUUGUCUACCUGAACUCGGGACAGCUACUUAACAUUCUCCUGAAUGUGUUGAAACAUAAGGGUAUAGUUUCGGUACUUCCUGGAGCAUUUCGUAAUUUACUUCGCUAUGUAGGAUGGGAUGAGUUCCAUAGUGUAUUUGCUUCAGCCCUCAUGACUAUUGGCGAUCCAUUAGUGAUAGUAAGCUUGACUGGUAAGCCCCUCAAGUUUACAUGUGGGAAUGCUCUCUUUGUAGAUAUGAGCAUCACAAGAAGCAGACAGGGUCUAAUGGAUGUGCUUUUUCCAAAAAGUAGAGCCUCAAUGCUUGAAUCCGGGUCUUCAAGCAUUGCUGGGGCUUCUUCUGAUUAUAAUGUUCUUGAAACUAAAUUUGCUUCAACUUUGGAGAUUUCUGAGAAGGAAAUUAGUUCGAAAGACGAGGUCCAGAAUCUCUUUUCAGCUUUUGAUGCGUUUCUGUUGGAACAGAGUAAAACCAGCAACAACAACAGUAUCAAAAUUGUUGCCCCUAAUCUCAAGAUGGAGGUGGAGAAAUUGUUGCCAGUUCUUAACUUUCAAGUGAAGAGCUUGAACCGGAGCGAGCUUCAUGAUGGUGAUGAAGAGCUGCUGUUAGAAAUACAGCUUCUGAUUGAUGUGCUGACAGAACUUUCUGACCUGCUUAACUUGAGUGAAGACGAACUUAAGAAGAACAUGUUACGUUUUGAUGAACUAGUGGACGAGUUGCAGAAAACGAGACCAAGGCUCCAAUUAUAUGCUAAUUUGUUGAUAAGGAAAGGAGUUGAUGCUUCUGGGGAUAGUUCAACUUCAACCACAGCUGCUUGUGCGAAAAAUGAUCUCGGGGAUAAUUCAGCUACUGCUGCUUCUGCGAAAAAUGGUCUCGAGAAAAAAGCGUCCCCUAACAAGCCCAAACAACAGAGGAAGAACAAAAAGAAGCCGAGGAAAGGACGAAAGUAG